UGUUGCAGAUAUGUCUUCUCCUACAAUGAAGAAACCUGAAAAGCCUUUGUUUAGUCCUACUUCUCCCCAGGAUUCUUCACCGAGACUGAGCACUUUUCCCCAGCAUCACCAUCCAGGAAUUCCAGGAGUUGCACACAGUGAGGUGAAGAAUUUUAGAAGAAACAAGAUGCGAAGUAAUUUUAAUUUUAUUUUAUCUUCUCCAGUCAUCUCAACUAGAACUCCACCUCCACCUUCACCAUUGCCAUUUCCAGCACAAGCUAUUCUCCCUCCUGCCCCAUCUAGCUACUUCUCUCAUCCAACGAUCAGAUAUCCUCCCCACCUGAAUCCUCAGGAUACUCUGAAGAAUUAUGUACCUUCUUACGACCCGUCCAGCCCACAGACUAGCCAGCCUAACAGCAGUGGUCAAGUAGUAGGGAAAGUGCCUGGCCAUUUUACUCCAGUUUUGGCACCCUCUCCCCAUCACAGUGCGGUGCGACCUGUGACCCUGACCAUGACAGAUACUAAACCCAUCACUACAUCCACUGAAGGUGAGGCAUCUUCACCUACAGCAACCACCUACACAGCCUCAGGCACAUCCCAAGCCAAUCGAUAUGUGGGACUAGGCCCAAGAGACCCAUCCUUCCUACACCAGCAACAGCUGAGAAUUUGUGACUGGACCAUGAAUCAAAACGGCAGGCAUUUAUACCCCAGUGCCAGUGACGAUACAUUGGGAAUUACCUGGCAAAGUGGGACCACUCAUAAAAGCUGGCAUGAUGGGUCUCUUUUAGAGCAUGUUGAGUAUUUGCAGAAUAUUCACACACUUCCUGGUACCUGGGCUAGCUUGGUUCCUUUCCAAGUUUCUAAUAGGACACCGAUCCUGCCAACAAACGUCCCAAAUUAUGGUUUGAACAUAAUUGGAGAGCCUUUCCUUCAAGCAGAAACAAGCAACUGAGGGAAAAAUAAAAAUAAAAAAAAGAAGACAAAUUUCAAAAAGAAAGGAAGACAGGAGGAGAAAAGAAACUGAAGAAGAAAAAAUAGACCAGCAAUUGCAGCUCUUACAAUCACAAAUUCCUUUAUGGUUGAAACUGAAACGACAUACAAAGGGUCGAUGAUAUUUCACUGAUGAGUAGAAUGCAGCCCCUGCUAAGUAGCCUUUGUUAUAUGAAGUCCGCUGGGAAAUAGAUGUUCUGUCUCUGACAAUAUAUUUUAACUGACUUUCUAGAUGCCUUAAUAUUUGCAUGAUAAGCUAGUUUUAUUGGUUUAGUAUUCUUGUUGUUUACGCAUGGGAUCACUAUUCCUGGUUAUCUCACAAAACAAAGGCUAGGCAGCAGCAACAGAGCUGCAGGAGGACAAGGGCCGUAGCCAGCCAUUUUCUCAACACUCUGAUUUCUAGAUGUUUUAAAAAUAAACUCUGUAGCCUUUAGUUAUUAGUAUGGAUUUAUUAAACAUUGGCCCUUAAUUCAGCCUUUUCUAGUGUGUUAUGCAGUUUGACAUUUUCAAUCAAAUAUGAACACACAGGCUCUAUGGAAGAAACACCUCUACGUAGGUAUAAGUGUUAUCUCCUCAUGCAACAGUAAAAAAGAAAAAGAAAAAAAUGAACGUUUUCCCCACUAAAGAAACACUUACAGAGGCAAGUGCAAUUUAAAAAUCGUAUCUAAUGGGUCAUCAUUAUAAGUCCUUCAGCCCUUGGACUCUAAAUUGAGGGGAUUAAAAAUAGAAAUAAAAAUUACAUUGAACAAACUUAUUUUUCCCCUCAGUUUUUGAGGGCAUUAAAAGGCAUUAAAUCAAGACAAAUCAUGUCCUUGAGAAAAAGAAAUCAAUGGAAACACAGCACUUAUGUUGGUUUAGCUGCUGCCUCCACACAGGGGUAGGAUUUAUUUAUUUAAAGUUACUGGUUGCAUCAAGAACCCAUAGGGUUUACAUGUUUCUGUAAAAUCUGCAUCAUAGAGACAAAGAGAUAGGCAAAUCCAUGUCACAAGGGCAAAGCUUACCGUUUACAAACUGGUAAUACCAGGAUGGGGAUAUGUUAUAUUUAAAUAAUGCACUCGUAAGUUUAGUUGCAGGGUGCUGAAAACUUGCAUGGUGCUUUCAGAAGUUAGCCUUGUUCAACAAUUAUCACAUAUUGACAGAAAUAUAACGUGCAUGGGCAGACAUUUUGCCUCUAUGUCUCUUUAAAAAAAUAAUUAAAAUACUCUUUCCAGUAAUCCUGAUUUGCACGAAGUUAUAAUGUCCACAUUACGUGCCUUGCCUUGAAAUCUAAAAAAAUGGAAAAAAAAAAACACAAAAAAGAAAAAAAAACACACAAAAAAAAUUGACAUCACUACACUUGUUUUGCUGCAUUUAUUAUAAUUUUAAAUCUUUACCAUUUUUAUGACAAAAUAUUUUGUACUCCAGAUGGGAAAAAAGCGUGACAUCAUGGAUUUUUUAGACAGUUAUACCUUUAUCUCACAUUUAUAAAGCAUAUCAUGGCUGUGUAUAGUUGCCGCUUAAAAAUUGUAAUCAACCAGCAAUAUUUUCAGUAUUUUGGUGUUUUUUCUAUUAACCUUUCAUGUUUUUCAUCUUCCAAUUAAUAUUGGGGGGAGGGGAUACAAAUUUAUAUGAAUUAUGCAAUACCAAGUUUUGCCUAUGUAGGUAGUGCUUUUAGCUGUAUUGGUUAUUAUAGGUAAGUACACAGAUUUAAAACAAAAAGAAAAAAAAAAGUAUGCUUUUUUUUUUGUUUGUUUUAAUUGACCAAAGUGGGUACUGCUAUUUUUGCAGUGUGAUGAGGUCCUUUUCUGUACUGAGAGGUGGACAGGGGAUUUUUUUUUUAUACAUACAUAUAUAUAUAUUCUGGGGUGGGUGGGGAGGAUUUUUAACACUUUACAGUGUAGCUGUGAAGCAGUGCACCCUUAGCCAGGCAAGGGCUGCAAAGCGACUGUUCUGCCUACUGUGACAAACUUUCAAAUCGGUUCCCUCUUUUUAACUUCCCACCUGGGGUGCAAGCUAAAAUCAUUUCUGGAUUUUAAAAAUAAAUAAUGAAUUCUGUUGGAGGCAGA
This is a messenger RNA of Neopsephotus bourkii (Bourke's parrot), 3014 nucleotides long. RefSeq names its product nuclear factor I B (gene NFIB). Lineage: Eukaryota; Metazoa; Chordata; Aves; Psittaciformes; Psittacidae. The record is from RefSeq and is a predicted model, not a curated record. Gene Ontology annotation, molecular function: DNA-binding transcription factor activity, RNA polymerase II-specific; RNA polymerase II cis-regulatory region sequence-specific DNA binding. Gene Ontology annotation, biological process: regulation of transcription by RNA polymerase II. Gene Ontology annotation, cellular component: nucleus. The transcript is spliced from 7 exons. Bases 11 to 931 code for a protein of 306 amino acids.